Molecule: messenger RNA, 974 nt
Organism: Drosophila takahashii
Lineage: Eukaryota; Metazoa; Arthropoda; Insecta; Diptera; Drosophilidae
Product: nudC domain-containing protein 3
Biological process (GO): protein folding
Cellular component (GO): cytoplasm
Source: RefSeq, a predicted model, not a curated record
UGAUAAGUUUAAACCGGCUUUGGUUUAGUUUUAUUUACUAUUCGUUUGCUGCUAAAAUGGAAUAUCAACGAAAUGAUGCCAUGCUAAUGGAGAUACUCCAGGAUAGGAAGACAAUUACAGGAUUCCUGGACUCCGUUUUUGGCUUCCUGCGGCGCAAUACCGACUUUUAUCAUACGAAACGAGAUGAAUCGGACAAAAUUGGCUUUCCCAAGGGCAUGAGGGAUCAGAUUCUAUAUGGCGCCAUGCAGCGCUACGAUCCGGACUGCUGGCUCCAAACGAUGACCGCUGAAGGAGGAGCUGAUGGCGAAACUGCUCCGCCAGCCAUUGAAGAAGUGAUCCUGGAAAGCGAAGAUGUUUCCCAAAAUCAAGAUAAAAGUCACAGCCAAAACCUGUCUUCACAAAAACAGAAUGAUUGUUCCACGUUCUCACCCAGCGACUACAAAAAUGGAGCUCUUUUCGAAACACACUGCUGGUCUCAAACACUCAAGGAUGUGGAGAUGCAUGUCCAGCUUCCCAAGGAUCUUCAAGCGGCAAAAAAACUGAGCAUCCUUAUCAAGGCCCAGCACAUUAAAGUCAGCAGCAAACAGAAUCCCGAGAUUAUAAUCCUCGAGGGAAACCUGAGCCAGCGGAUCAAACACAACGAGGCUGUGUGGACAAUUGACCAGAACCAAUUGGUCAUUAGUUGUGAUAAAGCCAAGGAACUGUGGUGGGAGCGUCUCUUUGAAGGCGAUCCAGAAAUCGAUGCCAAGAAAAUUGAAUGCGAACGAUAUAUAGAUGAUUUACCGGAGGAUACCCAGGCUACCAUAGAAAAACUUAGGGCCCAGCAAUUAUCAGCUGAUAAGGAGCAAUAUAAUAUCCAGACCUCGAACCCAGAACAAGCUAAAACCCUGGAUCGUUUAAAAACUGCCUGGGAUGCCGAAGGUUCCCCCUUUAAAGGGCAACCCUUCGAUCCUUCUAUUGUAAGAAUGAGUUAG